Hansenula ciferrii is the source of this 1656-nucleotide messenger RNA. RefSeq names its product NAD-dependent histone deacetylase SIR2. The transcript has a single exon. The coding region runs from base 1 to 1656 and encodes 551 amino acids. The record is from RefSeq and is a predicted model, not a curated record. Gene Ontology annotation, molecular function: NAD+ binding. NCBI's taxonomy places the organism in Eukaryota, Fungi, Ascomycota, Saccharomycetes, Phaffomycetales, Wickerhamomycetaceae.
AUGGCUGAUCAACACCCAAAGAGACCUCUGCCCCAGGAUCACACUGUCCCUUCUCCAAAAGCUCCUAAGCUAGACUCUCCUUCUAAUUCUUCAAAGGUUGAACCAUCAACCACUUCAACUUCCGGGUUAUAUGCUGCUAAUGGUGCUUCAAACCAUCAACUUCAACAACAUCAACAACAUCAACAGACACUUCAACAACAGAAACUUCACCCUACCCAAACCAUUCCAUCACAUUCACAAGUAAACACUGCUCCUUCAAAAUCAUCUUCUUCAACUUCAACUCCUACUCCUGUUCCAAUUCCUACAACCACUAAUACUAAUACAAUUGAUGAUGAUGAUCAAAAUCAAAAUCAACCAUUUUCAAAAGCUUUAAAAAGAGGUAAAAUAAAAAGAAUAGAUGGUAAAUGGAUCUUACCCACAGUAACAAGAGAACAAACUUCAGAAGCUAGAAAAUUUCUAAAAAAACAAGGUGUUGAAGAAUUUUUAAAAUUAUAUUUACCAGAUUCUCCAAGAGGUUCAGAUAUUUUAUAUGCUGUUGUUAUAUUAGGUUUUUAUUCUGAAAAUUUUAAUGAUGAUAUUGAUGAUGAAAGAAAUUUAAUGAAGAUUGUUAAAUUAUUACAAAAAGCUAUGAAUAAAGUUUAUUCAAUGCGUACAAGAUUAGAUGAUAUACAUACUGUGGAACAUGCAUUGGAGAAAAUUUCAAAAGCUCAAAAAAUCUUAGUAUUAACAGGUGCUGGUAUUUCAACAAGUUUAGGUAUACCUGAUUUUAGAUCUUCAAAGGGGAUUUAUUCAAAAGUUCAACAUUUAGGAUUAACUGAUCCUCAAGAAGUUUUCGAUUUAGAAACUUUUAGAGAAGAUCCAACAAUUUUUUAUAGUGUUGCAAAUAUGAUUUUACCACCAUUAGAUUCUUAUACUCCAUUACAUGCAUUUAUUAAAAAUUUAAAUGAUCAAGGGAAAUUAUUAAGAAAUUAUACACAAAAUAUUGAUAAUUUAGAAUCAAAUGUUGGUAUUGAUCAAGAUAAAAUUAUUCAAUGUCAUGGAUCUUUCGCAACGGCAACAUGUCAAACAUGUCGUUGGAAUAUUGAUGGUUCCAAGAUAUUUAAAUAUAUUCGUGAUAUGGAAUUACCAAUUUGUCCACAUUGUUUUAAAGAACGUGAAAAAAAAUUAUCCAAGAAUGAUGAUUUUUAUCCAAGAAGUUAUGGUGUUAUGAAACCUGAUAUUACAUUUUUUGGUGAAGAUUUACCAUCAAAAUUCCAUAAUUCUAUAAAACAAGAUGUCUUAAAUUGUGAUUUAUUAAUUUGUAUUGGUACUUCAUUAAAAGUUGCACCAGUUUCUGAAAUUGUUAAUAUGAUCCCAGGUGAUGUUCCACAAAUACUGAUAAAUAAAGAUCUUGUUGAACAUAGUGAAUUUGAUGUCUCGUUAUUAGGUUAUUGUGACCAGGUUGCAACUUAUCUUUGUGAUAAAUUAGGUUGGAAAUUAAAUCAUAAAGAUUUUAAUAAAAUUUUAGAUUCUGAUUUAAAAUUAUUUCCCUUGGAUGAAGAUAUUGGAAUUUAUGAAAUUAAAGAUAAAUUUCAAAUUGAAAAGGAACAACAAACAAUAAAUAAAACGACACCUCCACCAACAACAACAAAAACUACAACCCCACCAGCACAAUAA